CCGACUCUCCGCCGCCCGGAGCUCAUCUCCAAACCACCAAAUCACAUCUCUGACCCGGGACGCUCCAAACUGUCAGCAUCAAACUUCUUCACUUUACUUUUAAAGUCUUGAAGCGGAUGCAGAGAUUACAUGGAGAUCUGAGCGGACUCAUGCUGGAUGGAUUCUCUCUCUUUUUUUUCUGGUGCGUAAAACUUCGCCAAGUAGGUUAGUGGAGGAACCGGAGAGAGUUUUUGGACAUACAGCGCAGCGGGUUUGGAGUGUGUGUGAGUGUGUGUGAAAAGUUGCUGAGAGCUCGGAGAGAGUUUGAUCCAAUGCGUCCGGAGCGGCCGGUUCAACAGCAGGAACACCGAGAGGAGAAACACCGAGAGAGAGAAGGAGAAGGAGGAGAAAGGAGCUGAGAUCAGCGGGGUGUGCAGGGACUCACCGGCUGCUGGACGUACAUGUCUCCGCUCCCCACCGGCACCGAGGUUUCUACUCCCUGUGACAUCAUCGCACCAUGCCUGAGGGGUCACGGCGUGGCAGCCAGAGAUCGCCUAGCAACACAGCCGCCAAGCGUCCCUCCUCAGUCUCGUCUCUGAGUGGGAUUGUGGGUAGGAUGAUGUCGUCCGGCGAUCGAGGAGCCUCGUCCUCGUCCUGCACCUCCGUCAACACCGUCUGCUCGGACAGCGAGCGGCCUGCCUCCCUCUCCCUCUCUUCCUCUGCUUCAUCCGUCUCCCUGCAGGACACCUCCCACUCCUCCUCUUCCUCCUCCUCCUCUUCCUCUCUGCCAUACGGCGCUGUGCCAACCUACAACGCCUCUUCAUCGUCCUCGUCGUCCUCCACGCCAAAGAGGAACGGCUCCGACAUCAGCCUGGACCUCACACCCCUCGUCACGCCACAUGGAGGAGGAGUCCCUGCAGGAGGAGGCGGCAUCUGUGUUGCCAAGGUGACAGGUGGAGGUCACCCCCCAAAUGGAGAUGUAGCCAAGAUGGUGGCAGCGGUGGCCACGCCCAGACAGCUUUCGCGGCUGGAGCGAGUUGUUCUGGAGAUCGUAGAGACCGAACAAGCCUACGUCAGAGAUCUGAAGAGCAUCGUGGAGGAUUAUCUGGGCUGUAUCAUCGACUGCGGCUCUCUGCCUCUGAAACCGGAGCAGGUCAGCACGUUGUUCUGCAACAUCGAGGACAUCUACGAGUUCAACAGUGAUCUCCUGGAGGAUUUAGAGAGGAGUCCUCAUGCUGCCGCCAUCGCAGAGUGCUUCGUGGAACGGAGUGAAGCCUUCGACAUCUACACACUCUACUGCAUGAACUACCCCAACUCGGUGGCGGUGCUGAGGGACUGUAUGAAAAACAAAAGUCUGGUUCAUUUCUUCCAGGAGAGACAGACGACUCUGAACCAUUCUUUACCUCUGGAGACGUACCUGCUCAAACCAGUGCAGAGGAUUCUCAAAUACCACCUGCUACUACAGGAACUUUCAAAGCACUUUGACAAGAGCGACCCUGGAUAUGAGGUCAUUGAGGACGCCAUCAUCACCAUGACAGCGGUGGCCUGGUACAUCAACGACAUGAAGAGGAAACAGGAACACGCAGUACGACUGCAGGAGAUUGAGUCCCUGCUGGUGAACUGGAGCGGGCCGGACCUCAGCGGGUUUGGAGAGCUGGUUCUAGAAGGUUCCUUCAAGGUCCACAGAGUGAAGAAGGAGAGGGCGUUCUUCCUGUUUGAUAAGAUGCUGCUGAUCGCCAAGAAGAGGCUGGAGCAGUUCGUCUACAGCACCCAUAUAUUUUGUUGUAAUCUGCUGCUGGUGGAGAAUCUGAAGGAUUCUUUGUGCUUCAAAGUGUCGGAUCAGACGAUUCCCAAACAGCAGCACAUCGUCCAGACAAAGAACCAGGAGGAGAAGAGGCUGUGGGUGCACUACCUCAAGAGACUGAUCGUAGAGAAUCAUCCUGCUUCUCUCCCACAGAAGGCGAGGCAGGUCCUGGGAGACAACUUCUGUCAAUCUCCUCAGUUUGACCAGGACAACCUGAAGAAGUCCUCCGCAUCGCCGCGACUGGACGAUAUCCACGGCUACCACAGAGGCAGACGUCAGUCAGGUCAGGAGCCUCCAGAGCUGCUGAUGUACACGCCUGAGAAGUCCAGGAAGAGUCUGCCGCUGCUGCUGGAGGGAAACCUGCCGUACAGACGCACCAGGAGGCAGUCAGCCCCGGCAAAAGACAUCGAAGCAGCAUUUCAUCCCAACGGUGAGAAUGUUUCACAGUAACCUUCAGACACAUUU
This is a messenger RNA of Epinephelus fuscoguttatus (brown-marbled grouper), 2248 nucleotides long. It is a transcript of the gene plekhg2, whose product is annotated as pleckstrin homology domain containing, family G (with RhoGef domain) member 2. The transcript has 15 exons. Lineage: Eukaryota; Metazoa; Chordata; Actinopteri; Perciformes; Serranidae. The coding region runs from base 497 to 2233 and encodes 578 amino acids. The record is from RefSeq and is a predicted model, not a curated record. Gene Ontology annotation, molecular function: guanyl-nucleotide exchange factor activity.